AUCUCCCCACCAAAGUCUCAAUUUGAAUAGUGUGCUGUCUUAUUUUUGCCCCCAAAGACAGUCAGAUGAAACUAAGCCCUUAGCAGCUAUCCUUACUGGCAUAUGAUACUGUCUGUAUACACACUGCAAAUGUGGGCCCUUCCUUCCUUUCCUAACCACCCCCUUCAUCCUAUCCCUGACUCCCUCCCUUAUCCAGAUUUUCCAGCCACUGCUGGAGUCGACUUCCGCAAUCCUCACAGAAUAAAUCUAGCACCCUUAGUCUUCCACUCACGGUAGCUACACUUCCUGUCUGCAACGAGCCUAGACAACAGAUUCUCCACAGCAGGAUGUGGGUGUUCAAGUUGCUGCUGCUACCCAUGGUGAGCUUUGCUCUAUACCCGGAGGAAAUGCUGGGCACCCAGUGGGAGCUCUGGAAGAAGACCCACAGGAAGCAGUACAACAGCAAGGUGGAUGAAAUCUCUCGGCGUUUAAUUUGGGAAAAAAACCUAAAGCAAAUCUCUGUCCAUAAUCUUGAGGCCUCUCUUGGUGUCCAUACAUAUGAACUGGCUAUGAAUCACUUGGGAGACAUGACCAGUGAAGAAGUGGUUCAGAAGAUGACUGGACUCAGAAUACCGCCCUCGCGUUCCUACAGUAAUGACACUCUCUAUACCCCAGAGUGGGAAGGCAGAGUCCCCGACUCUGUCGACUAUCGAAAGAAAGGAUAUGUUACUCCAGUCAAAAACCAGGGCCAGUGUGGUUCCUGCUGGGCUUUCAGCUCUGCCGGUGCCCUGGAGGGCCAACUCAAGAAGAAAACUGGGAAACUCUUAGCUCUGAGUCCCCAGAAUCUUGUGGACUGUGUGUCUGAGAAUUACGGCUGCGGAGGCGGCUAUAUGACCACUGCCUUCCAAUACGUGCAGCAGAAUGGAGGCAUUGACUCUGAAGCCUCUUACCCAUAUGUGGGGCAGGAUGAAAGCUGUAUGUACAACGCCACAGCGAAGGCAGCUAAAUGCAGAGGGUACAGAGAGAUCCCUGUCGGCAACGAGAGAGCCCUGAAGAGAGCAGUGGCCCGGGUGGGACCCAUCUCUGUGUCCAUCGAUGCGAGCUUGCCAUCUUUCCAGUUUUACAGCAGAGGUGUGUACUAUGAUGAAAAUUGUGACCGUGAUAAUGUGAACCAUGCAGUGCUCGUGGUGGGCUACGGCACCCAGAAGGGAAGCAAACACUGGAUCAUUAAGAACAGCUGGGGAGAAGGCUGGGGAAACAAAGGGUAUGUUCUCUUGGCCCGAAACAAGAACAACGCCUGUGGCAUUACCAAUCUGGCCAGCUUCCCCAAGAUGUGAGUGGUGCCAGCCGGCUGUUCCUUCUCACAUUCCUUCCUCAACGGUGCAAGACGAUGGUGGCCUUGGAAGGGACUCCGCACGCAUGCCCGGGGUUCCUGAGAGGAACAUUGAUGCUGAGGUUGUCUCAUGUCUCCUCUUACUGGUGCGUCCCGUGACACCUCUGCUUCCCUCUUCUCCACCCUGAGCCCUUUUCUUUGUGGACACGACAAGGCAUUUUCUGAGAGUCGUGGACUCUGCUGGUAGAUGCUGGAGUCCUCCAGCAGCCUGGAGGACUGAGGGACCCUCCCAAGCCCCUGUCUUCUAUAUAUACCAGUGCACAAUUCAGUCUUCCUCUGAGAGGCACAAAUCUAUCCAAGAUUCUUUGUGACAAAUUUACAUGAUAUAAAAAAUUGUGUGUUUCCUUCUUUGCAUUUGAAAUAAAGUAUCUCUCACUUACAAUU
Apodemus sylvaticus (European woodmouse) is the source of this 1756-nucleotide messenger RNA. It is a transcript of the gene Ctsk, whose product is annotated as cathepsin K. Gene Ontology annotation, cellular component: lysosome. Bases 327 to 1316 code for a protein of 329 amino acids. NCBI's taxonomy places the organism in Eukaryota, Metazoa, Chordata, Mammalia, Rodentia, Muridae. The record is from RefSeq and is a predicted model, not a curated record. Gene Ontology annotation, molecular function: cysteine-type endopeptidase activity. The transcript has 8 exons. Gene Ontology annotation, biological process: immune response.